AGCCUGUAUUUUAAACACAUCAGGUCUGCGUUCAUUGGAUUUAGCUUGAAAAAUGUUUAAUUUAUGCAAUUUAAAAUGUCCUUAAGCUGUAUUUAUUGGAUAUUACGUCAACGUGAAGUAGCGGUGCUUUGCGUCGGAAUGUACCAUUCUGCCAACUCACCGGGAAGGAUUUUGUUGUGACAGCGGAGUAACAACCCGGCGGGGAAGACGGUCAUAGACUAGGUUUUCCCAUCUCGGAUCAACAAUGGCCUUCAGCAAGGGAUAUCGCAUCUACCACAAGCUGGAUCCGCCACCUUACAGUGUCAUAGUGGAAACUAGGACCAGAGAGGAAUGCCUCAUGUUUGAAUCUGGGGCUGUUGCUGUUCUGUCGGCUGCAGAGAAGGAGGCCAUUAAAAAUACAUACACCAAGAUUGUUGAUGCAUAUGGGAUUCUGGGUGUCCUUCGUCUAAAUCUGGGUGACUCCAUGCUCCACAGCCUUGUGGUCGUGACAGGAUGCAGCUCUGUGGGCAAGGUGCAGGAUUCAGAGGUUUUCAGGGUCACACAGACAGACUUUAUAUCCCUGAAGAAUGAUCCAGCGGAUGAGGACCGGAUAGCCGAGGUGCGAAAAGUCCUCAACUCAGGACACUUCUACUUUGCUUGGUCUUCCACUGGAGUCAGCAUGGACUUAAGCCUCAAUGCACAUCGCAGGAUCCUUGAAGACACUACAGAUAACCGCUUCUUUUGGAACCAAUCUCUGCACCUGCACCUAAAACAUUAUGGAGUAAACUGUGACGACUGGCUGCUUAGGCUGAUGUGUGGCGGCGUAGAGAUCAGGACCAUCUAUGCAGGGCACAAACAGGCCAAGGCGUGCAUCUUCUCCCGCCUCAGCUCAGAGCGAGCGGGCACGCGCUUCAAUGUGCGAGGAACAAAUGAUGACGGACAGGUGGCCAACUUUGUGGAGACUGAACAGGUUAUUUUCCUGGAUGACAGAGUCUCAUCCUUCAUACAGAUCCGCGGGUCCAUUCCCCUUUUCUGGGAGCAGCCAGGAAUCCAGGUUGGUUCACAUCGUGUCAAACUCUCAAGGGGAUUUGAAGCAAACGCGCCGGCUUUCGAAAGACACUUCACUGCACUGCGGAGGUUGUAUGGUAAGCAGGUGAUCAUAAACCUGCUCGGAAGUAAGGAAGGAGAACACAUGCUCAGCAAAGCCUUUCAGAGUCAUUUGAAGGCGUCCGAGCAUGCCGCAGCGGUGAAAAUGGUGAACUUCGACUACCACCAGAAUGUUAAGGGUGGCAAGGCAGACAAACUUCACAGUGUCCUCAAACCUUACCUCAGCAAAUUCAUGGAGGAGUGCGGGUUCUUCUACUACUCUGGAGAAACGGGCAUUGUGAGGACUCAGGGAGGGACCAUCAGGACCAACUGCCUCGACUGCUUGGACAGAACCAACAGCGUCCAAGCCUUUUUUGCUCUUGAGAUGCUGCCGAAGCAGCUGGAAGAAAUGGGCCUGACGGAGAAACCGCAGCUGGUGGCCCGGUUCCAGGAGGUUUUUAGGACCAUGUGGUCCGCCAACGGCGACUCCGUCAGUAAGAUCUACGCAGGCACCGGUGCCCUGGAUGGCAAGGCUAAGGGGGGGAAGCUUAAAGACGGAGCGCGCUCUGUGACACGGACCAUCCAGAACAACUUCUUCGACAGCUCCAAACAAGAGGCCAUAGACAUCCUGAGGCUGGGCUCCACGCUCAACAGUGACCUGGCAGACAAAGCCCGGGCCUUGCUCACCACUUCCAGUCUUUAUGUCACUGAGCCUGUCUUACAAUCAGCCUCCCCGAGAGUGCUGCUGGGGAUGUGUCAGAACUUCCACAAAUACACGAGGCCCAAGCAGAUCCGGGUGUGCGUCGGCACCUGGAAUGUUAACGGCGGCAAACAGUUUCGCAGCAUUGCCUUCCGCAAUCAGACGCUAAACGACUGGCUGCUGGACGCUCCGAAGAAGGCAGGGCAUCCUGAGUUCCAGGACAGCAAAACCAACCCCAUAGAUAUCUUCGCCAUCGGCUUUGAGGAAAUGGUUGAACUGAAUGCCGGUAACAUCGUCAGUGCCAGCACUACUAACCAGAAACUAUGGGCAGCCGAGCUCCAAAAAAACAUCUCACGAGACCACAAGUAUGUUCUGCUCGCUUCAGAGCAGCUGGUGGGAGUUUGUCUUUUUGUCUUCAUCCGUCCACAGCACGCUCCUUUCAUCAGGGACGUAGCUGUAGAUACAGUAAAAACCGGAAUGGGCGGGGCCACGGGUAAUAAAGGGGGAGUGGCCAUCCGCCUGUUGUUCCACACCACCAGCAUCUGCUUCGUCUGCUCCCACUUCGCUGCUGGCCAGUCACAGGUCAAGGAGAGGAACGACGACUACAAUGAAAUCACCCGCAGGCUCAGCUUCCCCAUGGGUCGUUUGCUGUACUCGCACGACUACGUGUUCUGGUGUGGUGACUUCAACUAUCGUAUCAGCUUGCCCAAUGAGGAAGUGAAGGACCUCAUCAAACAGCAGAACUGGGACGCCCUGACGGCUGGAGACCAGUUGUUGGACCAGAAAAAUGCUGGUUUGGUCUUCAGAGGUUUUAUCGAGGGAAAGUUGGAUUUUGCCCCCACCUACAAGUAUGACCUGUUCUCAGAGGACUAUGACACCAGUGAGAAGUGCCGCACGCCGGCCUGGACCGACCGCAUACUUUGGAAGAGGAGAAAGUGGAACUUUGACAAAACAGCUGAGGAGAUGAAUGUAGUCGGUGCAUCUUCUUCAUCUGCUCGGAAUGAGGAUGACCCAGACUACCCAUGGAGCCCCGGCACCUUGAAGUACUACGGCCGAGCUGAGCUAAAGACCUCAGACCACAGGCCCGUGGUGGCAGUCAUGGACGUGGACAUCCUGGAGGUCGACCCCGAGGCUCGGCACCAGGUCUACAAAGAGGUCAUCGCCCUCCAGGGGCCUCCAGACGGGACCAUCCUGGUGUCGCUCUGCACCUCCGGCCCCGAUGACUACUUUGACGAUGCGCUCAUCGACGAGCUGCUGGACAAGUUUGCCCAGUUUGGAGAAGUCAUCCUCAUCAGGUUUGUUGAGGAGAAGAUGUGGGUGACCUUCCUGGAAGGCUACUCUGCUCUGGCUGCUCUGUCUCUCAGUGCUUCCACCGUCCUCGGCAAGGUCAUCGACAUCCGUCUGAAGAGCCCAGGCUGGAUCCGGAGUCUGGAGGAGGAAAUGAGUGUGGAGAGGAUCUGUGGAAGCAUUCCCACUUCGGCCAGCUCCACCCUUCUUGCCGAGGACACAGACAUGGGGGACGACGAUUACGACAUGGAAGGCGAUGUUGACGAUGAGGUGGAGGAGAUCCUUCCCCAACACCUCCAGCCUGGAGCGGGCUCUGGCCCCGGAUCCUCCCCUCUUCCCUCUCCCCGCAGUAGCCCCUGUCCCUCCCCCACCCAUGGAGAACCUGCUGCCCCCAGCAGGCCUAGUCGCGCAGGCCAACCCUCCCGACCGUCACAAGAUUUAAGUCCAACGUCACUGAGGAGAGAGUUUCCAGGGCCCCCUGUUGACUUCCAGCCCGGUGCUCCCACAUCUCAAAGCCUGGAGCCCAAACGCCCGCCCCCCCCUCGACCCAAUGCCCCUCCAGCCAGACCUGCACCCCCCCAGCGUCCACCCCCACCUUCAGGAGGCAUGAGCCCUCUGCCCGUUAGAAAGGGCUCUGCAGACUGUGGCGAAUGUCCCAGCCCUCUGUUUGGUAGGAGAGGCAGUGAAGGACCAAAAAGCCCCGCUCUAACUCGACCGGACGCUGCUGCAGGUCGAGGCCAGGGAGCAGCAGGCGCACCUGGACCUGCAGGUGCUUCCAGACCGAAUAUCCCUCCUCGGGCCGGGGUGAUCAGUAUGCCCCCUCAGUCUCGCCCAACACCACUUUCACACCCCGGAGCGCCCAGGCCCAUUCCAGAGGUACAUCCUGGAGCCCCUCGGCCCAUCCCGGACACCCACCCUGGAGCUCCCCGACCCGUGCCCAGUGGCCUGACCAAACCAACCGACCUGCCCCUGGGCCCUCCGCUCCACUCAGGACCGCCUCCAUCACUGAAACCCCAGGUCCCGUCGCCCAUGCAGGCGCCCAUGCAGGCGCCCAUGCAGCCCCAACAAGCCGCCCCUCCGGUUCAGUCUCAGCUCCCACCGCCGAUGCAGCCCACGCUCCCGGCUCCUCUCCUGCCGCAACAGGCGGCGGCUCUGUCGGCCGCCGCCCCCGCCGGGCCUCAGCAGGGUCUAGCGUCUCCCAAACCCCCGCCACGCUCCCGCUCCUCUCACGCUCUGCCGCCCGAAGCUGCCAAGUCCGAGACAGCCCCAGCUGCACAGACGAAUGGACUGAAUGGAAUCCAAAGAGAAGCACAAUGGAAGCCCGACCCCUUUGACACACUCGCAUCUGACUUCCGGUCCUCCUCUCCAUCCUCCUGGCACGCCACCCAGUCUCUCACCAGAGGCUCCUCCCUGCGCAGCCCACCCUCUGUCCCUCCGUCUGCCUUUUCCUCCGCCACGCUCCCUUCCUCGGCGCUGUCCGACCUGCGGUCCCUCAACACGUCCUCCUCCUCCUCGUCGCUCUCCACCCCGUCGCCGUUCGCCUCCUCCCUGCUUCCUCCUCCCCCGGCCCCGUCCCGCAGCCGCUCCCAGGAGACGCUGCGCGCCUCCCCGGGCCUCCUCCCGGCCGAGCCGCUCCCCGCCCGACCCAGCAGCACCAACCCCUUCACGGGCCCCCUGGUGCAGCAGCAGCAGCCGCGCUCGCUCACCCCGGACUUCAGCUUCCAGCACCCGGCGAACCUUCAGAGAACCAUGUCUGCCCUGUCUCAGCCGCUCAUCCCCACCCCGGCAGCCGCGCCCGCCUCCCAGCUCCAGAGGACACAGUUUGGACCCUCACCCAGUCUUAAUCCUCCCUCCCUGCUCCCUCUUGCCCCCGACCCAUGUCCCAUCCCCGCAUUGCCCCUAGCUCCGCCCUCCAGCCUCCCACCUGCUCUUGCGGCGCGUCGCCAGCCGCCUCCCCCAGGAGGGAAACCGCCUCAGCAGUGGGUCACUUUUGAUGAUGAUUUUCCGACUGCAGCCAAAACGCAGCAGAACCCCGUCUUCUCUUCCAGUUCCCUCUUGCCCCAAACCCAGACUCAGCCUCCCCGCUCUGUGUUUGAUUUAGAGCCAGACUGGUUGUCCUCUGGCCCUUCAGUAUUCCCUCCUCCCAUCCCAACUAGAACUGCAGCCAGUAACCCAGAGGGACCCAGUAACAACAGCUUCUUCCCCCGGGACUCAACAGAACGAUAAAUCACCACCCCCCACCCCCACCACCCUCUCACGUGUUAAAGGGCAUAUCAGAUAUGUAUAGAUCUAUGAUAAAUGUGUAUAUGUGUGCGUAUGUACAAAAGAGACAGUAUUUAAGAAGUAUAGACCAAUCCCCGUCUGAAUCACAGGAAAGAAUUUAUAUCUCGAGCGGAAACGCGAGAAGCGUCUGAGCCCAAAUGUGUAACUUUGCGACAGAGGUGUUUGCUCGUUCCCCGAUAUUAACACUUAUUUUAAUAUGAAUCCUUCUGAUGUUUAUUUUUAAUUUAUGGCAGCAAACACGUGCCUGUGUCUACAGUAUAUUGUUCUAUAAAGUAUGUCUAUAUGCGCACAUCAUGUUUGUAAUCACCUGUGCAAUAUCGAGGCGCAUCUUGGCGGCACACUACAUUCGACCGCGACGUUGCAUCUAGAUCCGCGUUCACCCACUGACACGUCGCGGCUCAUAUCUCUGAUUCCGACUGAUUGCGGUCAUCGGUGUGGUAUCCUUUCAAGUAAUCGUCACGUCGCACGAGGCUAUGCACUGCAGGGUUUACAUUUGUCCCCAAAUUAUGCUGCCGUCGUCAGCGAUCCGAUUGCUUCGAUUGUUUUUUUUUUUUUUUUCUCUCUCUGAGGAAAAGUUACACGGUGUUCUUGCUUUGGUCAUGAAUGUACUUUUUAAUUUUGCACUGGGUUUUUUGCUGUGAGCUCCUCGCUGACGGACGCCACAGUGCGAACAAGCAGCGUGAGUCAGAGUCAGCGAAACCGUUCACGGCCGCAGGACCGAUGCUCUGAAAUAUCAUCUCAUCGUAAAGCAUUUUAUUUUUCGCACUUUUCACGUAGGCAUUGUUCAUUUAUGGGUCGCGUCGUUUAAGAAUUAUUAUUUUUUUGUAGCUCUAUAUCAGAACCUAUACAUAGAGAUUAUGUAGAAAUGUAUAAUUUCAGUAUGGAAGCUUAAAGCUCGAUGUGUGUUUGCGAUGACCGUGCCAGGGGGUUUCCGCAACGUUACCGAUACGCACUGAUGCGCUCUCCUGGUUGUGUUGUUGUAAACGGAGAGCUCACAUAGUCAGACGAGAGAUGACACGUCCUCCUCUCUGUGUUGUUUUGGAUCCUUUUGAUUUAUCCAACACGUCAAAUCACGCUGUUGUAAAUUCAGAGAAUGUGAUGUGCGCAUGUUUGUACCGUUACUCGAGAGUACGAUGAUGAUGUGAUUUUUUUUUUGGUGUGCGGCCGCGAGCACAUUCCAUCCUCAACAAUAAGAGAGCACCUUUUUUUGUUUCUUUUAACUUUUGUUUCCCGACGCUUAUCAUUUCUAGUAAUAUUUACUCUAAAUAUUCUGAUAUUGUUACAGUGGUGAGAAGUGAUGUGUUGUGUUUGAGGUGCAUAUCGUCCGUUGUCGUGUUUGUGUUUGGAUGUGAGUGUGUGUACAGAGUUAAGAGUGGAAUACUGAAGCUUUUCCCCCCUUACAUAUAUUUCCUCACAGGUCCUGUACUUACAGCCGCUGUGUUCACUUGCUCUUGGCUGUAAUUGUAUUUCAGCUCUAGCCUGCCGGCUGUGGAAACGCGCCACUGUACUGUACUGCACUGUAAGGACUUUUUCCCCCUCUCGAAACACCCGCCGCCAAAAUGAGAACUCCCCCAGUAGCAGCGGAUUAUUCAGCACCUUAACUGAAUAUGCAGGCUGAACUACGCGAUGUGCUCGGGACCCGGUGUCCUUCUCAGGCGCAGUGUGGCCCACAUUCCAGUGUCACUCGAGCGUCGCACUCUUCUCAGUGUUCGCAGGUCGACCCGUGGCGUCGAAACCCGUCGAAGGUGUCCACUGAUAUCUUAACCGUUCUUGAGGUUGUGUGCGGUGUCGUGUCAGUAUUUCGUCCAGUACUUCACUCUUUCACUGCUGUUGGUCGAGAUUAAUGUUGACAGUGAUGACAAGCAAUAGACUUUCCGAAGGAUCGUUGAGAUUAAGGUCCGCCCUAACACGACACAUGCCAGCUGUUGUAGUCACAUUGUUUCUCCUCUCCCCCCCGCCCCGAACCUCGACAGUUAUGUAACUGAAGUAUCAAAAAGCAUUUUGAUGGUUCGUGGAGGAUAAUAUAUCAGACUUGAGAAGGUACCAGCUAAAUAAUGCUUCUGCGCUCUGUGUAAAAACAUGUAAAAUAAGCGAAAAUAACCUUCAUUCACUGCAACGAACGCAGUAGCGCUCUAUGUAAGCAAGUGUAUCGGGCUGCCUUUGCUUACAUGUCGGUGUCAUCUCUAAAAUGCAUUUAUUGUGUUAUCCAAAUGUGUGCGGUAGAUGCUGUAACAGUAGGUGACUAGCCAGCGCUUUGUGUCAUGUCACGGUUCCAGGCGAGAUUUUAUAGGAAACAAAUUGCUCCCUUUGUGAGGUCGGUGUCCCUUUUUAUGGCUAUAAUCCAUAGUAAACAAGAGUCUGUGUUGUGGAACAUAUUCUGUACGUAUUCAAGUGAAAACAUGAAACUGUAAUUCAUGUUAAUAUCCAGCGUUCCAUAUUUUAAGUGCACAGCAGAUGGCACAUUUAUGUAUGAAGCAGUUUAUGUUGUAUGUAUGCAAAAAUAAAUGUACGUUGACAUGA
Mugil cephalus (flathead mullet) is the source of this 7855-nucleotide messenger RNA. RefSeq names its product synaptojanin 1 (gene synj1). The record is from RefSeq and is a predicted model, not a curated record. The transcript has 33 exons. The coding region runs from base 245 to 5278 and encodes 1677 amino acids. NCBI's taxonomy places the organism in Eukaryota, Metazoa, Chordata, Actinopteri, Mugiliformes, Mugilidae. Gene Ontology annotation, molecular function: phosphatidylinositol-4,5-bisphosphate 5-phosphatase activity; nucleic acid binding. Gene Ontology annotation, biological process: synaptic vesicle endocytosis; phosphatidylinositol dephosphorylation.